AUGUUAGAGCUCAAGGCAGGGGUUGAGCCUUUUCAUGGUAUUACCCUAAAAUCAUUGACCAUGCCUCUUGGUCAGAUCGGGUUACCUAUUACUUUCGAUGUUCCUGACAACUUCCAUACACAUAGGCUAACCUUCGAUGUUGCAGACUUCGAGACAACAUACAAUGGAGAUCAACGUGCAGCAUUCAAGUGCGACAAGCAGAGCCUGGAGAUUAUGGAGCACUUCUGCCAAAUGAUGACUACCACAAAAGACAUGGAGUCUAAGCAUCAAAAGUGUCAAGCCACUGGCAAGAUCAAGGACAGUGCCAACAAUUCCAAGCUCUUGAGUCUUACUGAUACUUCCAAGUCUGAUGACACCACCAAAGGUGAGGCCGACGAGGGCGCUAAGGAUAAGAAGGCUGGUGGUGGUACCAAGACAGUGACCCUUGACCCAUCUGAGUUGACUAAGAGUAUCAGGAUUGGGGUUGACCUUGACCCCAAAUAG
This is a messenger RNA of Phragmites australis (common reed), 483 nucleotides long. RefSeq lists its product as uncharacterized. Bases 1 to 483 code for a protein of 160 amino acids. The record is from RefSeq and is a predicted model, not a curated record. NCBI's taxonomy places the organism in Eukaryota, Viridiplantae, Streptophyta, Magnoliopsida, Poales, Poaceae. The transcript is spliced from 2 exons.